Molecule: messenger RNA, 1270 nt
Organism: Astyanax mexicanus (Mexican tetra)
Lineage: Eukaryota; Metazoa; Chordata; Actinopteri; Characiformes; Acestrorhamphidae
Gene: ch25h
Product: cholesterol 25-hydroxylase
Exons: 1
Coding region: 163-915 (250 amino acids)
Biological process (GO): cholesterol metabolic process; sterol biosynthetic process
Molecular function (GO): steroid hydroxylase activity; C-4 methylsterol oxidase activity; iron ion binding
Source: RefSeq, a predicted model, not a curated record
UUUUAUGGCUUCCGAGCCACGAGAAAGAAAAGUAGUAGAAGGGGCGGUCCUUACACCUCACAGCUCUGUAUAAAAGGGCCUCAGCCACCCGAGAGUUCAUUCAAGCACCUGGCUCAUAGAAAGCCUGCUUAUCCAGCUUAUACAGACAGACACAUUGCAAAGAUGCUUCAGCUGCAGAACAUCUGGGACUGCAUCCGACAGUACGAGACCCUGAUGAGGUCUCCCUUUUUCCCUGCUCUGUUUUCUCUAACAGUGUACUUGAUCUUCUGUCUGCCUUUCGUGGUGCUGGACCUGCUGUCCUCCAGGGUGGCCCUGGUGAGGAGAUACAAGAUCCAGCAGAAGAAUGUGACUUUAAGCAUGAUGUGGAGCUGCUUGGCUCUUUCGCUCUACAACCAUGCGGUUUACAUCUUCCCCCUCAGCGUGCUGCACUGGUACUGGCGGCCUGUGGUUUACCCGCUGGAGGCUCCUGGUGUUCUGCAAGUGAUCUGGGGGCUGGUGUCCUGCCUGCUGCUCUUCGACUUCCAGUACUUCAUCUGGCACCUGCUGCACCACAAGGUGCCCUGGCUCUACCGCACCUUCCACAAGGUGCAUCACAAGCACACGUCCACCUUCGCCCUCACCACGGAGUACUCUGGUGCUUGGGAGACGCUGUCACUGGGCCUUUUCGCUGCCAUGAACCCCAUGGUGCUGGGCUGCCACCCCAUGACCGAGAUGCUCUUCCACAUUCUGAACAUGUGGCUCUCGGUGGAGGACCACUGUGGAUACAACCUGCCCUGGGCCACACACAGACUGGUGCCUUUUGGACUGUAUGGGGGUGCUCCCCAUCACGACCUUCACCAUCAGAAGUUCAAGGCCAACUAUGCGCCGUACUUCACACACUGGGACAAGCUUUUUGGCACCCUGCAUGCUGAAUAACCUCGAACAAGAAGACUAUAUAGAUUGUGCCUGGACUGAAUUAUUCUUUUGCAUCAAAAGAAUCUAUUGAGAGAGACUAUUUCCUUUCAUUUAAUGAAUCUUGAUGUUUCUAUUCAGUAACUACACCUCAUUUUGGUGAUCAGUGCAUUUGUAUUUACAAUUAUGUAACAAUGAACUAAUAUAAUUUAAAACACUAUUUAUUGUAUGUUUGUGAACGUUUUAUAAUAUCUCUGUUUUAAUUUAUACUGGUGUAUAUGAAGUUUAUAUAUUUAUAUGAAUGAACAGUUGUUGCUUGCGGUGUGAAGAAGACAUGAAACUGAAAUAAAACUGCAGAAAGCAGCAGUUUGAAAUUUAA